Humulus lupulus (European hop) is the source of this 1278-nucleotide messenger RNA. RefSeq lists its product as uncharacterized. The transcript is spliced from 2 exons. NCBI's taxonomy places the organism in Eukaryota, Viridiplantae, Streptophyta, Magnoliopsida, Rosales, Cannabaceae. The record is from RefSeq and is a predicted model, not a curated record. The coding region runs from base 1 to 1278 and encodes 425 amino acids.
AUGGUAAAUCCUAAAGAGAACUAUCAAGCAAUUUCGUUGAGGAAUGGUAAACAAGUGGAGCAGCCCAGUGUACAAAAGUCAGUGGUUCAGAAUGAAGAGUUGGGUGAGAAAUCAGAUACAAAUGUGAAAGGGGUUACUGAAGAUCACCAGGGUUCAAACAAGUGUCCUCCCUUUGUUGAUGACCAGCCAGUUCGAGUUCCAUAUUCUCAGACGCUUAGAAAAACUACACUGGAUGAACAGUUUUCUAAGUUUUUAGAGGUAUUCAAAAAGUUGCAUAUCAAUAUUCCUUUUGCUGAGGCAUUAGAGCAGAUGCCUAGCUAUGUGAAAUUUAUGAAAGAGAUUCUGUCCAAGAAAAGGAAGAUGGAAGAUUAUGAGACGGUGGCGCUCACUGAAGAGUGCAGUGCGAUAUUGCAGAGGAAGUUGCCCCAAAAGUUAAGAGAUCUGGGGAGCUUUACUAUACCGUGUACAAUCGGGAAGUUUGCAUGUAAGCAUGCUUUGUGUGAUUUGGGGGCGAGUAUAAAUCUGAUGCCUUUGUCUGUAUUCAGAAGACUUGGUUUGGGAGAGGCUAGUCCUACAAUAGUUACAUUACAGCUUGUAGAUCGUUCAGUUAAACACCCCAGAAGAAUAAUAGAGGAUGUCCUUGUUAAAGUGGACAAAUUCAUUUUUCCGGCAGAUUUCAUAGUAUUGGAUAUGGAAGAAGAUGAAAAUGUCCCAAUCAUUCUGGGAAGACCAUGUUUAGCUAUUGGACAGGCUUUAAUUGAUGUUCAGAAAGGUGAGCUGACACUUCGAGUUCAGAGCGAAGAAGUGGUAUUCAAUGUGUUUAAGGCCUUAAAGUUUGCAAAUGUAAAUGACAGCUGUUUCAAAGUUGACAUGGUAGAGAAAGUAGUGGCAGAAAUUAAUCUCAUGGAGGAUUCACUUCAGAAGAGUUUGACAAUUGAGGAUAUGGAUGCUGAGUUAGACAGUGAAGUCCAAGAGUGUGACUUGGGCCAAGGACCUGAAAGACCAUUACCAUCAGUUCAGAAACCUCCAGAGUUGGAAUUGAAAUCAUUGCCUGCACAUCUUCGAUAUGCUUUUCUGGGUGAGAAGGAGACUUUACCAGUCAUUGUGUCUUCUUCUAUUUCUAAUGAGGAGAUGGAAAAAUUGUUACGGGUGUUGAGAACCCAUAAGUUGGCAAUUGGAUGGACGUUGGCAGAUAUUCAGGGAGUAAGUCCAUCCACAGUUAUGCACAAGAUCUUGAUGGAAGAUGACAGUAAGCCCUCCAUUGAAGCACAACGUUGA